This is a messenger RNA of Eruca vesicaria subsp. sativa (arugula), 1848 nucleotides long. The record is from the annotation of a GenBank genome assembly. Lineage: Eukaryota; Viridiplantae; Streptophyta; Magnoliopsida; Brassicales; Brassicaceae.
AUGGAUCUUCUUAACCACGUCCCGUCUAGUCGCUUCUUGUGCCCCAAAGAGCGAUAUGAAAACAAUAAAGAUCACCAAAUAACGAAGACUACUAACGGGAAAACCUUUCACCCUCGCAAAAUCAAAAGUUCGUGUUUCAGUGAAAAGUCCAAUCAGCUCCAUUCUCUAUUUUGUCGCAGACCAGACCCUGAAAGAUUAUAUAUUUGUGAGGCUUGUCAGUACAAAAUCAAAACAAAUACCUACUACUUCUGCAGCCACUGCGAUAAAGAGUACCACAAAGAAUGUGUUGAGGCACCUUCCAUUCUCCAUUCCCCUAGUCAUCCAAGACAUCCUCUUCAACUUCUCUGGUGUCGGGAUUUACUACCUAACCCAGCUUGUUUUUCUUGUCCCGGUACGUGUUUGAAUCUAUUGUACUAUUGCCUUGUUUGUGAUUUUGCACUUCAUGUUUUUUGCUCGAAAAAUCCAACACCGCCCCUUACUAUAGACAAUCCAAAAAGGCAUAAGCAUACUCUCCAUUACUUUCCAAGGAAAUCUACUUUGGCUUGUGAUGUUUGUGGAUUGGUGGAUGAAUAUGUUCACAUACUAUACACAUGUCUCCUAUGCGAUUUCCUUGUUCAUAGAAGGUGUAUAGGCUUACCAUAUGUUAUAAAGGUAUCUCGUCAUAGUCACCGUCUCGCUUUUACUCCUGGUAACCCUUUCAAAGAGGAGUCGGCUGAUUGUGGAGUUUGUUAUCAAAAGAUAGACAUAAACUACGGAGAAUAUUCUUGCGUGAAAGGAUGCGUUUAUGCAAUGCAUUCUGGAUGUGCGCUACGAAGUGACGUGUCCGACGGAAAAGAACUUGAAGGAAAGCCUGAAGAAGAAACAUAUGAUGAAAAUAAUAAUAAACUGUUUGAAGAUAAAGGUGAUGGAGUUAUACAUCACGAGGGUCAUCCUUGUCAUGAUCUAAUGAAAAUUGAAAAACAACAACUCCAUGAUCAUGAAAACAAGCGUUGUCAAGCGUGCAUGCUUCCGUUGUGUGAUGAUGAUGGUAAUAAUGUGUAUCGUUGUAUUCAACACUGUGAUUUCUUUUUACAUGAAGCAUGUGCAAAUCUUCCUCGCGUGAAGCAGUGUAUACUACAUGUUCAUCCAUUGAUUCUAGAGCUCCGUUUUACCACUCGUUACUUCGCUCGUUACUACCUGGACUGUGUGAAAUGUCAACGUCCCUCAUGCGGCUUCUCAUAUGUGUGUCCGAACGAGGAGUGUAAUGGUUGGAAGUUAGACACGCUUUGUGCUUCUAUACGUGAGCCAUUCAAUCACCAUGCUCAUCCACAUCCAUUGUUCAUAACUUGUACGGAAUACACAAGAAUGUGUUGUUUCAUUUGUAAAUCACGGUAUUACCAACCUUUAAGUUGUGUUCAAUGCCGUUUUGAUCUGUGCUUUCGUUGUGCCACUCUUCCACAUAAAGUAAGGUACAAGCAUGAUGAGCAUUUGCUCGUUUUUUCGUACAAAGAAGAUGCAGAUGAUGACGAAAUUUACUGGUGUGAAAUAUGCGAGGAAGAUAUUUUUCCAAAGCUAGGCUUUUAUGCAUGCUCUGAGUGUGGAGUCCCCCUGCACAUCGACUGUCUUCUAGGAAGCGAUCUUUAUAUGAAACCUGGAGAAAUUGGUUCUACAUUCAAUAUGGAGAUUCACUAUCUUUCAAACACUUAUCCAACUCGACCUAUAUGCAAAAGUUGCAAAAGGCACUGUCCUUACAAAUUAAAGGUAAAGACAUCCAAUGGAGAAUUAUUCUGCUCUUCUCGUUGCUUAGAAAACUACCAAAAGUAUGUCGCUGUGAAAUCAGUCCGAUGUAUUCAGAGAUUUAGAGAAUAA